AUGUAAAAUAACAUAUUUGAGCCAGCCACAACGGAUCUCAACACAAUUCAGAAAUUUCAAUUACACUCCAAAUUUCUAUCCAAAAAUAAUGUUCCUGUCGAAAUUAUGUCCUAUCAAAAUCUAUUAUUUAAAAAGUCUCAAAAAUCAUUUAAAAUGACAAAACUUAAUUGCACUUUGAGAUAUUAAAUCAAACAUGAAUCCACUUCCAUUAUUUUAAGAUUAGAAAAAGAUGAUUGCAAAUUCAAAGAAUAUUUAUUUCUAGAUAAGUCUGAACCUUGGGAAUUAAAAUUAAAAUCCUAAAUUCCCCAAUUGGAUUAUUAAACCUAUUAUGAACUUGAGAAAUUGAUAGGAAGUGGAAGUUUUGCUUCCGUUUACAUGGCUAAACGCAAAGCUGAUGGUAUUAAAUUAGCCAUCAAAGCCUUUCUUAAGAAAAUGCUUAUCCAGAAAGAUCCUGAUAAAUGGAGAGAAACCAUUGAUAAUGAAAUGAAGGUCAUGAAAUCCUUAGAUCACACCAGUAUAUUAAAAUGCUACGAUCACUUUGAAAACAGAGCUCAAUGCUACAUCGUAAUGGAUUUGGCAAGAGGAGGAACUCUGGAACAAGGAUUAAAGAAGUUGGAAGAGCCUUUGCCUUUCCUGACUGCCAAAGUGAUAUUCAGAUAAAUAGUUGAAGCAAUCAAACAUAUGCAUGAACGAGGAUACAUGCAUCGAGAUCUAAAGCCAAGCAAUAUCCUCCUUAAGAGACCCAUGGUAUUGAAGUAAUUUUCAUUGAUUGCAUAAACUGAUCCUAAUAUAGUAGUCAGUGACUUUGGAGUAAGUUCAGAAAUUAAGAAAGAUAUGGAUAUUGGAAAAUACUGUGGAUCUCCAGGUUUCAUGGCUCCUGAAGUAAUUCUCUGUGAAACUAACAAAAAUUUAACUUAUGAUGAGAAAUGUGAUAUCUUUAGUUUGGGAUGCAUUUUAUAUAGAUUAAUCACAAAUAAACCAUUAUUUAAUGGGUAAAAUUCAUUAGCCAUGAAAUAGUAGAAUAAAGAAUGUAAUCUAGAUUGGACUAAGAUUCACGAAGAACUAUAUUAGAAUUAAGCCUUGACCAAUUUAUUAAGCAAAAUGUUAUCCCAAGAUCCCAGACAGAGACCAUCAUGCGAAGAAAUAUUAAAUAGCAAGAUCUUAUAAGUCUAGUUGGAUAAUGAUGGCUGUCCAUUAUUUAUCAAUUACAAGAAACCUAAGUCUUCCUCUAUAUAGUAAAUAAAGACUGCCAGGCCAUCGAUUAAAUCAAUUAGCAACUCUAAAUUACCAUAGUUAUCACCUAAUCAUUUUACUUUUAAUAAUCAUAACAAUAAUAACCAUAACAAUAAUCAUACUAACAAAAGAUCAGGCAAUUUUUUAUUACCACCUAUUAAUAGUAGAUUAUAGACUGAAUAAAGCUAAUAUUGA
Messenger RNA from Paramecium tetraurelia, 1428 nucleotides. RefSeq lists its product as uncharacterized. Gene Ontology annotation, biological process: protein phosphorylation; mitotic DNA damage checkpoint signaling. Lineage: Eukaryota; Ciliophora; Oligohymenophorea; Peniculida; Parameciidae. The record is from RefSeq and is a predicted model, not a curated record. Gene Ontology annotation, molecular function: ATP binding; protein serine/threonine kinase activity. Gene Ontology annotation, cellular component: nucleus; cytoplasm. The transcript is spliced from 4 exons.